GGAAUAAUAGGAUAUAACGGCGGUGCAUCAAGAAGGUCGUACGGUGGCACCAAAACCGGUGCAACUAACUCUAUCUUUGUGAAAAAAUCCCCAAAAGCUUCACCCUCGUUUGAUUCCAAUUUCUCAAUCCAUCAAUGGCAACAUACAAGCUCGCAGCGAUCAUCAGGAACCCUAACAAUAACAACGAGUUCCUUCUUGUUAAGCAAACUCCGCCUCCCAAAUACGAUGAUCAAGAAUACAACUCGUAUGCUGACUCCGACCUCUGGGACUUACCGUCGGUGAAAUUGACCUCACUAUCACCGGAAGUAGAUUCCUCGCCUCAGUUUGUACUGCAAGGCGAAGAAGCGUGUUCGCAUAAGCUCAAUUUGAGGAAAUUUGAUCUUCCUUCAGCUCUUGCCGAGGUUUUGGGACAAGUAGGUUUUGAAUCAGUCAAUGGAGUAGAGUGGAAGUUUUUGAAGUUUGUGGAAGAACCUAAUUUUGGACCAGGAUUCCCUAUUCAGACUGUGUAUGUUACUGGGGACCUUGUUCUUGAGACUUUAAAAGACCAUUGUCAAUGGAGUUCCAAUGAAAGUUGCUCCAAUUUGCUUCUUCAAGUAAAGCCAGGUGGCAAUCGAAUCGGGGCCAUUAGCAGUCAAUGGUGUACUUAA
Messenger RNA from Lactuca virosa, 647 nucleotides. The record is from the annotation of a GenBank genome assembly. Lineage: Eukaryota; Viridiplantae; Streptophyta; Magnoliopsida; Asterales; Asteraceae.